AUGGCGAGCUCGAGUAACCUUGUUCGUUGGGUAUCUGAUGAACUACACGAUGUCAUCGGUAUUUCUGAUAGAAAUAUUGCUGAAUUUGUCGUUGGCUUAGCUAAAAAAUCCCAAUCCAUCAACGAUUAUGUUGAUAAAUUACGUGAUACUGGUGCUAUUACGGUCAAUAAUAAAGUAAUCGAUUUUGCAAAUCAAUUGUGGGAUAAAGUACCUCAUCAAUCAGCUCCGGCAAUCAAUCCUGCUCGAAUGAAAGAACAACAGGCAUUACAACUUCAAAAACGCAAUAUGAGUUAUAAGCUACUAUCAGAUAGCGAUGAUGAUGUAACAUCGCAUCAAAAUUCUGCCAAGAAAACAAAAAAAGAGAAAAAGAGAAAACAUAUCAGGGAAAGCAAAUGGGAAGACGAUGACGAUGAUAAUAAUUAUAAUCGAAUGGCUGAGGCAAAGUACAUACUAUUGCAAUUGCUUGCAUUGAGUACUAAUAAUGUAAUCGUUAUUGAACAGUCAAAUCUCAAUUAA
This is a messenger RNA of Trichoplax adhaerens, 516 nucleotides long. RefSeq lists its product as uncharacterized. NCBI's taxonomy places the organism in Eukaryota, Metazoa, Placozoa, Uniplacotomia, Trichoplacea, Trichoplacidae. The record is from RefSeq and is a predicted model, not a curated record. The coding region runs from base 1 to 516 and encodes 171 amino acids. The transcript has a single exon.